AUGUCUAGCGGCGCAAAAACGCGCUGCAAUGGAGCAAUACGAAACAGCGCAAUAUCUGGCCGACUUAUAACGAUGAUUGCUUUGUCAAUUCCUUCGUUUAGGAAGCCUAGAAAUGACAAGGAAUAUACAGUCUACGAAAUUCACAUCACGAAGCCCAAUGGACGUGAAGUAAUAAAAGAGCAUCGCUACAGAGAAUUUGACGAUUUCCAUAAACAAAUCAGCAAAAUUGUACACGAACCUCUUCAAUUUCCUUCAAUGAAAAUACCAAAGCCUUUGAAUACAAGCUCACGAUUCUUGGAAUCGAGGAGAGAAGCUCUGGAGAAGUACUUAAGGACAGUUUGUUCUUUUAUUGGGAUUAGCGAAGUUCACGACCUUUUAACGCAAUUUUUAGACAUUAGUUUACCGCAACACUUUCAAAAUGUGGAUGUGUCACGAGCAAGUUCGACUGAAGAGUUGGAUGCCUAUAACGAUGAGGUAACGAGAUUGACUCAUCAGCCAUUGAUGUGCUUCAUCAGUGAUCCCUUCAAAGACAGAAAUGGUAACAACCCUUUGCCAGAUAUUGUUUUGCAAGGCACACUCAAAGGUCUCUAUGGAUAAGGUAUUGUCUAUAUUUGAGAAAUCUUCUAAGUGGACAGUAUUCAUUUGAUGAUUAUCAGGAGAAAUUGAUUUGUUCCAAUGAAAGAUUUAGGCCUGUGCUCAUCAUUGUCACUGUUUGAAUUGUUUUCAUUGUAGUUUGAGAGGGAGGCAUGGAGAGAGGGGACCUGUCUCACUGGGAAACUUUUCAGGGUGUGUUUAAGUCUGCCAUUGACUGCUGAUUGCUCAUCCAUAGGAGCUUAAGCAUAGAUGUUUUUAGAUGACUUUCCACAUCCAAGAAGUGGCUAUGCUUAACCUCCCUUUAUAAAAUAAAUGAUAUACUACAAGCACCCUGAUUGGUCUAAAACCUAAUAUCAAUUGUAUUGUAAACCUCUAGAUAUUUUAUAGAAGCACCACCCACACUUUUAGUUGGUUUACCUAGCACUAACCCUCUUGGGAUGUUAGGAGAAGACUUGCAAAGUUUGAGAAUUACUUGCCCCUGGCUCAUGAUUUCCAAACUUUUCUCAUAUUCUCUAAACAUCCCGCGUGGGUUUUUACGCUGGUAAACUGAUAUAAAGUACAGUCUGUCUCAAGUAAUUUUUGUAUGUUUUAGCAUAUGUUGAAAAAAACAAAACACCUAAUAUCAUGGAACAGUAGACUUGAUACUAAGGAUUUUCUGGGAAUUGUGGUUACUCCUGAUGUGGCCCAUCUUUCAUUUUAUCUUGUGUCAGUAAUUUGAUAUUCCACACAACAUCACAGUUAUUACUGUAACACAUCCCAAUAAUUUGGAGAUAUUUAUUGUAAAAAUUUAGAAAACCUGAAAAAUUGGCAAUGCAGAUAUGCCAUUCUCCCAGAGCAAAUAUCCAUGAAUACCACAUCAAACUCCUUCUUUCCUGCUAAAUAACUAAUUCAAAAAAACUUUUGGGCACCAUAGAAUAACAGAUUUUAAUGCACUUUUUUGACUUUUUAACUCUUUUUUUAGCAGUUCUUCACAUAUUUUUCUGCCUUUGUGAAAUAUUUAUAAACAUAUAAGAAAAGAAAUCCAAACACUGUUAGUUUUGCAGGCCUUUUUAAAUCUUCGAUUAAAAUGUUAUUUAUGUACUGAGAUUCAAUUAAUGACAAUGUUGUAAAGUUUAUUCAGAGUAACAGUUUUCUUAACUGCAAUAAUCACAGGAAAUAGUUGUUACCUUAUUUAUAAAGGACUUUUUAAAUAAAUGAUUUGAUUUCCAUGUUGGAUAGCUUCUUUCACAUACUGAAGAAUAAGAUUUUGCUAAGAUUUCCAACAAGUUUACCUGUAGGAAGAACCAUUGUUUCUUCUUGUAAGUGGUGCAGGAGAUUUUUUGUAACUCAA
Molecule: messenger RNA, 1924 nt
Organism: Pocillopora meandrina
Lineage: Eukaryota; Metazoa; Cnidaria; Anthozoa; Scleractinia; Pocilloporidae
Source: the annotation of a GenBank genome assembly